CUCUGUGCGGCUGCGGCAUGUUCGGAGCCCACCAGGAGAACUUGGCUUACGGCAAUAAACAGCCAUCAUAGAAAGGGCAGAAUUAUAUCUUCAUUGUUCGUGACAAAGUCGUCCUGGGUCCUCGAUUUGAAUUAGUCUCUCAACGUCUGCGCCAAACUUCAGCUGCCUCCAGCCAUGACUGCACCACCACCAAUCCUGCUAGACAGGCUAGCCCAUGUCUGCUAUCAGCACCCGGAUCUCAACGAGGCAAAACGUUUUCUUCUUGAUUUUGGUCUUCUCGUUGAGAAGGAAGAACCUGACCGCAUCUUUUUCCGCGGCUAUGGGCCAGAACCCGUCAUUUACAUUGCCACAAAAGGGAAACGGGCGUUCCUAGGAGGCACCUGGGUUGUGCAAUCCAUGGCUGAGUUGGAAAAGACCGUUUCAUAUCACAACGCGUCACGCAUCCAGGAUAUGGAUGCACCGGGAGGAGGCAAAUACGUCACUCUUCGAGAUCCCAACGAUAUGGUUGUCCGGCUUGUCUUUGGACAAACUCUGAGGAGCGCUGAAACCUAUGGGGCUGUGAUCAUGAACGCCUCUUCAACAAAGCCGCGGAAAGGAGAGUUCGUCCGGCUCAAGCCCGGACCCAGUGAGGUCUAUAAGCUGGGUCAUUAUGGCUUCUCUGUACACCUUCCGCAUUUUAUGAAAGUCAGGAACUGGUAUACGACAACUUUCAAUCUCAAGGUGACUGACUCGGUUUUUGACACUUCUACGAAUGAAGAUAUCACCUCUUUCUUGCACAUUGAUAAAGGAGCAGAAUUUGUUGAUCACCAUAGCAUAUUCUUCGUCACCCAUACAGAGGACAAGCCCAGUCAUAUCCACCAUUCUAGCUUUGAAUGCAACAAUUUCGAUACGCAGCAAUUCGGCCACGACUGGCUGGAGAAAAACGGCUGGAAGAACUGCUGGGGGGUGGGCCGUCACUUAUUAGGAAGCCAGAUAUUUGACUACUGGUUUGAUGCUACGGGAAAUGUUAUAGAACACUAUUCCGAUGGCGAUCUCGUCAAUUGCCACACCCCUCUAUCCCGAGAACCUGCUGCACCAGAAAGUCUGUUCGUAUGGGGACCAAAUAUACCGCUUGCCUUUCUCACAGGUAAAGUUCAGGACGUGGUGGACAAACCCGGCGCUCAACCAUUCUCAGCACCAAGCGCGACAGGAUAGAAUAGUAUGUUGAUGGAAUUGGA
This is a messenger RNA of Ilyonectria robusta, 1217 nucleotides long. RefSeq names its product putative 2,3-dihydroxybiphenyl-1,2-dioxygenase or glyoxalase/bleomycin resistance protein-like protein. The transcript is spliced from 3 exons. Gene Ontology annotation, molecular function: methylmalonyl-CoA epimerase activity. Gene Ontology annotation, cellular component: mitochondrion. Bases 175 to 1194 code for a protein of 339 amino acids. The record is from RefSeq and is a predicted model, not a curated record. Gene Ontology annotation, biological process: L-methylmalonyl-CoA metabolic process. NCBI's taxonomy places the organism in Eukaryota, Fungi, Ascomycota, Sordariomycetes, Hypocreales, Nectriaceae.